Molecule: messenger RNA, 837 nt
Organism: Naegleria gruberi
Lineage: Eukaryota; Heterolobosea; Eutetramitea; Acrasida; Naegleriidae
Exons: 1
Biological process (GO): intracellular signal transduction; cyclic nucleotide biosynthetic process
Molecular function (GO): phosphorus-oxygen lyase activity
Source: RefSeq, a predicted model, not a curated record
GACAUCACUCAAGUUAAAAAGCACGCUUCCUUGCUAGGUGAGGAAAAGAAGAAGAGUGAAGAGUUAUUGUUGAAUAUUUUGCCAUUACCGGUUGCCAAUAGAUUGAAACAAGGAGAGACUUUCAUUGCAGAAAAGUUUGCAGAUGUUACGAUUUUCUUCUCUGAUAUGGUUGGUUUCACCAAAAUGUCAUCAGGAAUGGAAGCAGAUCAAUUGGUGAUGAUGUUGAAUACAAUUGUGAAUGAAUUUGACAAGUUGACUGAGAAAUAUUUGAUUGACAAGAUCAAAACUAUUGGAGAUGCUUACUUUGCAGUUUCAGGAACGCACUCUUCAAAAUCAUCUGAUCAUCCUGAAAGAAUGUUAAAGUUUGCAAUCUCAGUUUAUUCAUUCUUGAGAGAUUUCAAUAUUAAAUUUGGAAAGGAAGUGAAUUUGAGAAUUGGAAUGCACACAGGACCAUGUGUUGGAGGUGUUAUUGGAACUAAAAAAUUUGCUUACGAUUUGUGGGGUGAUACAAUCAAUACAGCCUCUCGAAUGGAAUCAACAGGUGUUCCAGGAAGAAUUCAAAUCUCCAGAGCAACCUAUGAAAGAGUAUUCGAUUUGGGAUAUGAAUUUGAAGAAAGAGAAUCAAUCUAUGUUAAAGGAAAAGGUGAAAUGAAAACAUACCUGUUAAAGGACAAACAUCAUGAUAAUCCAAUUCCAAAGAUUGAAGAACUUCAAGAGAAUCCUGUUGAAACUCUUCCAACUAAACCUCCAGUCAGCCGUUCAAGUUCCUCCGCUGAUGAGUUGACCGUUCUUAAAAUCAAUAACAAUACAUCCGAUCUUAGUGCAGAUACCCAAUAA